AUGGCUGCGGUGGUGGCUUCAAUCUUACUGCUCCUGAGCGCACUUAUACCGCCCACCAUUUCCGUAGGCCCAGCCCCCAACCAAAUCAAGAAUCUUGUAACGUUUGGCGACUCCUACACCGAUGUUGAUGCUCACGCGGAUGGCGGGAUCAUGUGGCCCGUCUUCGCCGCUCAAGAUGGGAACUUCUCUCUCUUCCCAUUCGCCAAGUCCGGGGCCACAUGCUCGAACAACAUCACCUUCAUCCCCACGCCCUCCGUCUUCGAAAGCCAGCUCCCGUCUUACUUCGCGGAGGUCGCCAACGGAUCCCUCGAGCUCGACCCGACAACGACGGUCUACACGCUGUGGAUCGGAACGAACGACGUCGGCGUGGCAGGACUGUUCGUGGGACAUGGCUCGCCGGGAGUGACGGUCGUGGACACGGUCACUUGUGCGGUGAACUGGGUGGACGUGCUCUACAAGUCUGGCGCGCGCAACUUCAUCUUCCAGAACAUGAUCCCGCUGGAGAACACCGUCCUGUACGCGCCCGACUCGUACCCGAACCACAUUUGGUCGGCGGAGCGCAACACGACUGAGUGGAGCGUCUUCAUGCGCGAGCUCACGACGUCCGGGAACGCGAUCGCGAAGCUCAUGCUCCAGGCCCUCGCACCUACCCUCCCGGGGGCCCACGUCGGCCUGUUCGAUUCGCACACGCUCUUCGCGGACAUGUUUGCCCACCCUGAACGCUUCCUGAACGGCACCGCGCCGCUCAACGUCACCGGUGCCGUCCACUCGUGCGUCUUGCAGCUGAACGAGAGCACGAGCGACCCGGGCGUGUGCACCGACGCCGUCGGCACCGACCAGGACAGCUUCUUGUGGUUCGACGAGCUGCAUCCCUCGGUGCAGGCAGAGCGCGUCGUUGCGAAGUUGAUCGCGAGUUCGAUCCACAGGGAACCGUCGGCGGACAGGUACAUCACUUGGUUGUCGUGA
Epithele typhae is the source of this 966-nucleotide messenger RNA. Its product is annotated as GDSL lipase/esterase. Lineage: Eukaryota; Fungi; Basidiomycota; Agaricomycetes; Polyporales; Epitheliaceae. The record is from RefSeq and is a predicted model, not a curated record. Bases 1 to 966 code for a protein of 321 amino acids. The transcript is spliced from 5 exons. Gene Ontology annotation, molecular function: hydrolase activity, acting on ester bonds.